AUGAGGCUGACAAGAGCUUUUGCUCUGCUCUCUGCCGUAUCGGUAGCUAGUAGCUUAUCUGCAGGGAACCAGAAUCCAAGACAACCUCCAAGGUCUGAGCGGCGAAGAGGAUCCCCUUUUGCUGCCAGUGAUCCCAAUGCAAUAUCCUCGGCAUCGAGAAGAGCAUCUCGAGCGACAACAGACGUCUUUGCCGACGUUUCUCCUGCAAAUGAUAGACGGAAACAAAAAGCUCGAAAACGGGUAGCUCCACGGCCUCCUUUGGUUGAUUCAGCAUUGCUGAGAUUUCUGUCCAAGCAGAAGCUUAUAAGGGAGAAAGGCAACGAAGUUCAGCCACAGAGUCCUGCAGUUCCUCCUUUAUCCUCGCCACAAGAAAGUAGGAACACUAGUCAGCAGAAAGUUAGAGCUGAUGAGCCGGAGACAAUACCACAGAAUCCACUACGAGCCGAAGAGAAAUUAGUUGCCGACCCAACUUAUUCCCAAAUUGAGACAGAGCUAGCAGCUAAGCUGGUAGAAGCUCAGGAACAAGCUCAAAUGGAUGCCUUAACGAAAGCAGAUGAUACUCUGGACCAAUGGAUGGGACAGUUCAACAAAAACCGAAUAGCCAAAGUUCUGAUGGCCACGGGUCAAGGAGUGGAUGAACAACUGGCCAUGGAAGCAGGAGAUUGUGUACAACGACAUGUAUUGGCUCGAACCGCACGGCGUCGAGUUCGGGAGUUUCUCAAGGAGAGAGAUACCAUGUGGGUUAAUGGCUUGGAUAAGGAUGGAGGCGACACCAGAAACAAAUCUGUCAGCAAGGCAACGACAAAUGGCAGCAGGACCACUACAAGGCAACAACCAGAUUACGGAUUCACUGACGUGGUAGAUCUCCUGCUGGAAAACGGACUGAAUGCCAAAGAUAUCGCGACAAUCCUUACGCAUACACCGAGUGUUGCUCUGAUGAGACCAAAGCGAGGAGAAGAGGAAUUGGGAGGAGAAACCCUUGAAGAAACAGUUCAGAGGGCGCUGUCGGGUUUGCUCUGCACUACGCUCAAACUGCGACGAUAUGAUGCGCGAAAGGUGCUACGGAACUCUCCUGGACUUCUCACCAAGAGAGGUUCCACGUCAGCUCAGCAAGUCGUUGCAGCCAUGGCCAAGGUGGGGGUCUCUACAUCGUCUAUUGCACGAGAUAAGAAUGCUUUGCCAGGACUCUUGUCAAGGCCUCCCGCAGCUCUCUUUCGUCUGAUGGCAUUUCUUAGCAGUGACGCUAUUCGAAUGCCCAUAAGCCAAAUAGGCCCUCUGAUUCGAAGAAAGGUCGCAUUGGAGCUUUUGGAUGCAGUUGUACAUGUUCCUCGAUUCGACGUCGAGAACAAUGCAACCGCCGCAGCAUUUUCCCCGGGACAGGCGAGGGCCGCAUCGGAUUCCAAGAUAUUACCCGCAUUUAUUGGUCGUUCCAUGGAAGAACGGAAAAAACUCAUCGACAACACCUACGACAAAAUGUCGACGACAGCAUGGACGCUGCGGAAUGAAAUUGGAACUUCGGACCUGGGGAAAGUCAUUGCAGCAUAUCCAGGUGUGCUUCUCUUGGAUGCCUCUGAGCAGAUCCUUCCAGUUGCCUCGUAUCUGAUGAAGGAGUUAGGUAUCUGGGAAGAUGACCUGGCCCGAGUGCUACAACUGUAUCCUACUUUGCUCGGAAUGCCCAUUUCAGAGAUGAAAGAAGUUGUUUCAUUCAUUCUUGUCCAAGGGGUUGAAGAAGAGAAUCUGCCAACCAUUUUCAGAUCAUUUCCCGCCCUGCUCACCUUGAAUAUUGAACGGGAUAUGACACCCGUUGCCAGCUUCUUGGGGUCAAUUGGCAUCAAGAAUGUAGGUCGCUUCAUUUCGAGAUUGCCACCCAUUUUAGGAUAUUCUGUGGAACGAGACUUGAUCCCAAAGUGGGAAAUAGUGCGAGACAUAUACACAUACCCAAGCUUUGAGCUUUCCAAGUUCCCUGCUUUCUUUUCGUAUCCAUUGGAUCGAAUUAAGGCGAGAUUUGAGUAUCUUCGCGACGUGAAGCGGCUGCCCAUCUCCUUGAUCGCUCCAGACUUGGUGCUACGUUACGGCGACAAGGACUUUGCGGUAAAGGUUGCUGGUGACGGAGACGAAGGUCAAGCCUAUGCGGACUUUGUUGAACAGAAGCGACAAGAAAACCAGGGACCUCGAAGAGGAAAGCGGAGAAGAAGAAAUUUGCCACGAAAGACGACAACAUCCAAGAGAAAGAUGACGCAAUAG
Seminavis robusta is the source of this 2244-nucleotide messenger RNA. The record is from the annotation of a GenBank genome assembly. NCBI's taxonomy places the organism in Eukaryota, Bacillariophyta, Bacillariophyceae, Naviculales, Naviculaceae.